GAAUUCCAAAUGAGGCAGCAAAAACUCUGGCAGAAGGUCGGUGGCACCCGCAUAAUUACUCCAAGGUGGAAGGUUUGCGUGGAAAUGGUCAACAAAGCGUACGGAUUUAUCGUUAACUUCGAAUACGCUAAGAUCCAUCUCGACAAAGACCUGAGAGAACAGGCAUUAUGGAUGUUUAGUGAAAUUAAAAAGUACAUCCAACGUUAUCUGAAUUGGAUGUACUCAGUGACCAAGAAACAGGAAAUAAAGAAAAUUGAAUCACUAAGAGCCAAUGUGGUUAACCCCGAUGAGCCGCUGUUCCCCAGCAAACUAGAGCAAUUCUACUCCUUGAUCAAUUUCGUCGAUGGUGAUUUUUUUGAGUUGCAUUUGAAGAUUCUGGCCGCUUUGGAAGCAUCAAAAUUGAACUCACUGUAUCUUACGCCGAAGAGAGAUCCUACUUUAGUAUAUUACAGUGACCAGAGCAAGGCCAACGUCCAUUACGAUCCGGAAACCAAUUCGAUUUCAAUCCCAGUAAGCUUGUUGCAACCUCCAAUUCAUAGACUUCGUAAGAGGCAAGUGAAUAUUUUGUAGAUUUUGAUGGUGCAACAGAGAGAAUAUAUAAAUGUGCUUUCAGCCCUGCGGAUUUCGCAGCGAUCAGCACUCUUAUUAGCUUUGAAAUCACCCGCGCCAUCAACAUUGGUCAUGUGAAGAGGUUUAAUGAAGCGUCAAUUUGUGACGAAAAUCGCAGUAAGAGCAAUAACACAACCACGAGUAAACUACGAGACGGGGAAAGCCAGGCAACGCAAGACGAAUGGCUGGCCUACAUCUUUGGGCUGCAGAAUUCCUUUAAAGCGUACUACUAUAAUGAUGUCCCUCGGCGCUGUGUGGAAGAUUACUCAGAAGAGCAAAUCUUUUUCCUUAGUUUCGCGAACAUGUGGUGUUCAAACACGUCACCCACCUCUGUAAAUAAUUUGUUACCUGGCCGGUCAAUGGUGCUGGGAACCCUGUCAAAAAUGAACGAGUUUGCGGAAGCGUGGAGUUGUCCAAAAGGCUCCAAAAUGAACCCCUGGUGAUAGAUAUAUCAUUACUAAUACAAAAAUUACUUUUGAAUCUAAACCGAAAUUUUCCCUUUUGCUAAGCUGUUGCAAUAAGAAAUGAAUAUAUAAAUAA
Cloeon dipterum is the source of this 1149-nucleotide messenger RNA. RefSeq names its product neprilysin-11-like. The transcript is spliced from 6 exons. Gene Ontology annotation, cellular component: plasma membrane. NCBI's taxonomy places the organism in Eukaryota, Metazoa, Arthropoda, Insecta, Ephemeroptera, Baetidae. The coding region runs from base 10 to 570 and encodes 186 amino acids. Gene Ontology annotation, biological process: protein processing. The record is from RefSeq and is a predicted model, not a curated record. Gene Ontology annotation, molecular function: metalloendopeptidase activity.